Molecule: messenger RNA, 3398 nt
Organism: Helianthus annuus (common sunflower)
Lineage: Eukaryota; Viridiplantae; Streptophyta; Magnoliopsida; Asterales; Asteraceae
Exons: 3
Coding region: 2150-2842 (230 amino acids)
Source: RefSeq, a predicted model, not a curated record
UCAAUAAUUACAGUCAUAAUCCUUUAUUUGAAAAACUCAUUACACUGUACAUCCUUUAACACUAACCAGGUUAGAAAUUUCAGUUAAAUGUGGCAUGUGCUUUGCACAUGAGGGUAGGUUAGUAAUUUUACAAAUACUUAAAACAUAAUUUCUUAUCCCUCUCAUUUUUACAGCCACACAAUCCAAAACCUUAUCCCCUUUCUCUCUUUUCUCUCUCAUGUCUCUCUCUCUAGAAAACAGUCGGUCACCACACUUGGUGGCAGAGCCAUGGCGACAGCGUGCCAUGGCGGUGGUGUUACGCAUGCCCUUGAAAUAACCCCACCAUUGCCGGCCGGCGCCGCCCAUCAGAUCCUCGAAAACUCCCGACAACGUGGCAUGGCUAGGGUUUCCUCUCACUAGAAAGUGGCCGCCCUUCACAUCCUCGAAAGAACCCACCACUGUCGCACCCACAAUAGGUCGUCUCCAACCUCCUGCGACCCUCAAAGCCCAUUACAUUUUCGAAAACAUCAUCGCCGCCAGAUUUAGGUCAGAUUUGGUGGUGGUGGCCGGAUGAUUUACUGGUGGUGGUAACGACGGAUGGAUUUGGGGAUUUGGUGAUGGUGGUGGAUUUGAGGGAUUUACUGGUGGCUUUAUGUUCAGAAACGGUUCGUUUAAAAGCAGCAGACUCCUGUAUGGUGCCAAUGUCAACACCACAUAUGAUUUGGUCAGAGUGGUCUUUUAUGGAUUCUUUAUGGAACUUUAAAGUUCAGAAGAUGCAAAAUAAAUUUCAUUUAUGUUCAUAAAAAAUUCAUCAAUAUAUAGAUAAUGAAUGACUCAUUGGUGAUCGUGAUUUAGGUUAAACUGAUUCUUGAAAGAAAGUUGGAUUAUGAAAUGAAGCACCAUGAGAAACAGCAGUAGCAUUGCUUGAUGUUUUUUUUGGAAAAAAAAAAGUUUUUACCUAUGGAGGGGAUUUGAUUAUAAAAUUACUAAUCUACCCUCAUGUGUAAAACACAUGCCAUACUUGACUGAAAUUUUUAACCUGGUUAAUGCUAAAGGGCGUACACUGUAAUGAGAUUUCCAAAUAAAGGAUAGUGACUGUAAGUCAGUAAUUAAUGAAGUUAAAGGGCAUCCAUUACAAUCCAAUACAAACAUGGGACGGAAAAUGUAAUUUACCCAUUUAAUUUUGAAAUGAAGUUUUGAAAUUUUGGUUCUUCAUUCAGUUCACCACCUCAUUCUUCAUCAACACGUCGUCUACUCUUUCUUCUCUCUCUAUCUUUUUUUUCUCUCCUCUUAUUUCAAAUUAUGGGAGAGAACUCCGUUGAUGUAUCAUUGUUACAGAAAUAUUCACAAUCGAGUUCAUCUGCACGGCUUCACUCUGUGUUGAGGCUUUUGAACAAGAUAAAGGUUUGGACUAAUUACACCAUCUCAGGUUUUAAUCGCUAAUAUACGGUCAUAAUUACUUGAAAUCAUGUAAACCCUAAUUUUUGUUUUGAAGCUUUUGAACAAGAUAAAGGUUUGGACUACGGUAUUCAACUCCGGUUCCGAUUCAGAUAAUGGUGAUCACGUGAUGUAUGAUUUAAAGUGUUGUUUUAAUAAACGAUUGUGUCGUCGAUUCAUCUGAUUUAAGGUACGCUUCAUAUCAAUUCAUCUUUAGAAUAUAGUUUAAUUCCCCUGAUUAUACUUGAACCCUAAUAUGUCAUUCAGUCUCAGUCGAUUUUCUUCCAUUGUCGAUUUCAAUUCUUGGUUUGAAACACGGACUAUUUUUUUCAUGAUUUGAACUGGCAAUGAAAACCACUGUGUUCCCGAGUCUCAUUUAACAGGAGGAGGGGAAGGGAAAUGAAUUAAGAGACAAAAUGAAGGAAAAGAUGUGAAUCACAUAAAGUUGCAAACAUUGUCCCAAAUAAGCCCAAGUUGCAAACACUUCCCAAAAAGUUCAAAUAGAGAUAUGGCUUGGGAAUGGGGAGAGUGUAGAGAUCCCGCUAGAAAACAAUGUGUAUGGUGCAAACUUUGUGGUCAUAAGAUGAGCAGAGGAAUUACACGACUAAAGCAACAUCUUACUCAUACCGGAGGACAAGUCAAAGGUUGUUCGAAAGUGAGUGUGGAUAUCCAGCAAAGUGUCUUAGCGUCAAUUAAAGAAAAGGAAAAGGUAUAACUAGAAAAGAAAAGAAAUAUGGAGAUUCUUAGAUCACAUUCAAUUGAUGUUGAUGAAGACGAGGAUGAGGACGAUCAAUAUAAUGUACAAGAAGUUGUUACAAAAAAAAAUGUUUCAAAGAAAAAGAAAUUUGUGGGUUCUAGCAAUGUGCGAGAUUCUAUUGAUAGCAUGUUUAAGACCGAUCAUGGAAAAACAAAGCAAACUACAAUGGAUAGAAAUAAUCCAAUAAAAGAGAAGUUAAAGAUGGAAGCUUGGGAUAAAUUUUCAACUUGGGCUUAUUCGGUUGGUUUACCCUUUAAUGUCGUACGUGAUGAAGGUUUCCAAGAUAUGAUCAAUGCCAUUGGAGAUUAUGGAAGAGGUAUGCCAGCUCCAUCUUAUCAUAAUAUUCGUGUGUCAUUGAUGAAACGAAAGUUGGAAGAAACGAAAGAAUUUGUGGAUUCGUUUCGGCCACAUUGGGAAGAAUAUAAGUGUAGCAUCAUGUCCGAUUUUUGGACAGACGGGAAAGGAAUGUGUUUGAUAAACUUCCUAGUCAAUUGUCCUUUUGGAACAAUAUUUUUGAAAUCAAUUGAUGCAUCGGAGCAUGUGAAGAAUGCUGAUUUAAUUGUGAAGAUGAUAAAUGAGGUGAUAAUAGAAGUUGGAGAGGCGAACAUUAUGCAGUUAAUUACAGAUAACGGGUCAAACUUUAAAUCCGCUGGAAAGAUUUUACAAUAGGAUGUUUUGGACUCCUUGUGCAGCACAUUGUGUGAACCUCAUGAUUCAAGAUAUUGGUGAGAACCAAAGAUAAAGACUACCCUGGCUGAUGCAAGAGCAAUUGUGGUUUUCAUUUAUAACCACGAAAGGAUUCUUAAUCUAAUGUGGAAGUUGACGAGAAACAAAGAGUUGCACAGGUCUUGUGUAACUAGGUUUGCAACUCAGUUUUAUACCAUUCAGAGUGUCCACGAGAAUCGACAUCAUAUUCACAUAUUGUUUGUCUCUGAAGAAUGGAGGAAAAGUAGUUUUUCAAAGACAGUGGCUGGAAAGAGAGUCGAGCGAAUAGCGAGAAGAACGAAAUUUUGGGACAACAUACAACUAGCUUGUCAAGUGCUAGCUCCUUUGGUUGAUGUGGUUAGAUUGGUUGAUACGGAAGAGAAGCCAAGUAUGGGUUAUAUCUAUGAUGCAAUGGUUAGAGCAAAGGAUCAAAUCAAGAAAAAUGUAACUGAUGAAAGACUUGUCCAUCAAAUUUUAGGUAUCAUUCAAGCAAGAUGGACCGACCAACUUCAUCACCCGU